Molecule: messenger RNA, 1275 nt
Organism: Heterobasidion irregulare TC 32-1
Lineage: Eukaryota; Fungi; Basidiomycota; Agaricomycetes; Russulales; Bondarzewiaceae
Exons: 11
Coding region: 1-1275 (424 amino acids)
Biological process (GO): clathrin-dependent endocytosis; intracellular protein transport
Cellular component (GO): AP-2 adaptor complex; cytoplasmic vesicle
Molecular function (GO): clathrin-cargo adaptor activity
Source: RefSeq, a predicted model, not a curated record
AUGAUCUCGGCAUUCUUUGUGUUCAACCAGAAGGGUGAAGUUCUCAUCUCUCGACUCUAUCGCCCGGAUGUAAGACGAUCUAUUUCGGAUGUCUUUCGAAUCCAAGUCAUCUCCAGUAGCGAAGUCCGUUCACCCAUUGUCACCCUUGGCUCGACUAGCUUCUUCCAUGUCCGGGUGAACAACCUAUACCUCGUUGCUGUCACAAAGAACAAUGCCAACGCAGCGCUCGUCUUCGAAUUCUGCUACCGCGUCAUUUCGAUCUGUAAGUCGUAUUUCGGAAAGGUCGACGAGGAAUCUGUGAAGAACAACUUUGUCUUGAUUUACGAGCUGAUCGACGAAAUCAACGAUUUCGGAUACCCUCAAAACAGCGAAAUUGACACUUUGAAAACUUACAUCACUACGGAAAGCAUUGUUUCCUCUCAGAUAGCAGCAGAAGAGUCCACUAAGAUCACGACCCAAGCGACUGGAGCGACGAGUUGGAGGCGUGGAGAUGUCAAGUACAAGAAGAACGAAGCAUUUGUUGAUGUUGUGGAGACAGUCAACCUCAGUAUGAGUGCCAAAGGCACUGUUCUUCGAGCUGAUGUCGACGGCCAUAUCCUGAUGCGCGCAUAUUUAUCGGGGACGCCGGAAUGCAAAUUCGGUCUCAACGACAAACUCGUCAUAGACAAGAGCGAGCAUGGAUCCAUCGACGCUGUUGAAUUGGAUGACUGCCGGUUCCACCAAUGUGUGCGUCUGACAGAGUUCGACGAGACGCGCACCAUCAGUUUCGUUCCUCCAGACGGGGAGUUCGAACUCAUGACUUAUCGCGCGACAUCGAACGUCAAGCUACCCUUGAGAGUCAUCCCAACUGUGAAUGAGAUUGGAACAACCCAAGUUUCUUACGUGAUAACUAUCAAGACAAACUUCAACAACAAGUUAUCCGCUACGAACGUGGUUCUUCGAAUACCGACGCCUUUGAAUACCACAAGUGUCGACUGUAAAGUCCAAAAUGGUAAAGCAAAGUAUCAGCCGUCCGAGAAUGUUGUAAUUUGGAAGAUCCCGCGCAUACAAGGAGGACAGGAAUGUACAUUCACCGCGACUGCCGAUCUCACAAGUACGACGCGUAGACAAGUGUGGGCCCGCCCGCCCAUCGACGUCGACUUUCAGGUCCUGAUGUUUACAUCUUCUGGUUUAAUUGUGCGCUUCCUCAAGGUAUUCGAGAAGAGCAACUAUCACAGUAUCAAAUGGGUCAGAUACUUAACGAAGGCUAGUGGGUCGUAUCAGAUACGGUUUUGA